AAGAAGAUCAUCUUUAGGGUUGAAUCAAGAACAGAGGGAAAAAAAUGAUGGUUGAGAAGGAAGAUCUAGGGUUGAGUUUGAGCUUAAGCACUGCGGAUAGUCGUAAUCCGUUACAGCUAAAUCUCAUGCCUUCCUCUGUUUCAUCUUCGUCUCCUUCACCGUUCUUACUUCAGAAGAACUCCUGGAAUGAAGUGUUUGCGCAUUCAGAUCGGAACUUAGAAAUUUACAGAGGGGACGCAAGGUCGUUCCUUAAAGGAAUUGAUGUGAACAGAUUGCCAUCAACCGCUGAAUGCGAAGAAGAAGCCGGUGUCUCUUCUCCGAACAGUACAAUAUCCAGCGUGAGUGGAAAGAGAAGCGAGAGGGAUACAAAUGGAGAAGAGAAUGAGAUGGAGAGAGCAUGUUCUCGUGGAAUGAGUGACGAAGAAGACGGCGACACAUCUAGGAAGAAACUCAGACUGUCGAAGGAUCAAUCCGCUAUUCUCGAGGAGAGCUUCAAAGAACACAACACUCUUAACCCCAAGCAAAAGCUGGCGUUGGCGAAACAACUGAACCUUCGAGCUCGACAAGUGGAAGUUUGGUUCCAGAACAGGAGAGCAAGGACCAAGUUGAAGCAAACUGAGGUAGAUUGUGAGUUCUUGAAGAGAUGCUGUGAGAACCUAACGGAGGAAAACAGGAGGUUGCAGAAAGAGGUGCAGGAACUGAGGGCGCUUAAGCUGUCCCCGCAGUUCUACAUGCACAUGACCCCACCCACCACCCUCACAAUGUGCCCUUCAUGUGAGCGCGUUGCUGUCUCAUCGACGUCUUCCGCCUCCGCCUCCGCCGCUGCUGCUUCGGCGCCGCCGUGGAUGGCGCUCAACAACAACAACAGAUUGCUACGCUCCACCAUCGUCCCAUCCUCAUCAACCCAUGGGCUGCCUCUCCCAUCCACUACCGACCCUUCGAUGCCCCUUCUUCCUCGAUCGUAAUUAGGUUCUACGUGAAGGGUAUUGUGGUCAUCUCGAAA
This is a messenger RNA of Telopea speciosissima, 1003 nucleotides long. Its product is annotated as homeobox-leucine zipper protein HAT4-like. The coding region runs from base 45 to 965 and encodes 306 amino acids. Gene Ontology annotation, biological process: regulation of DNA-templated transcription. The record is from RefSeq and is a predicted model, not a curated record. Lineage: Eukaryota; Viridiplantae; Streptophyta; Magnoliopsida; Proteales; Proteaceae. Gene Ontology annotation, molecular function: sequence-specific DNA binding; DNA-binding transcription factor activity, RNA polymerase II-specific. Gene Ontology annotation, cellular component: nucleus. The transcript has 4 exons.